AUGGAACCCUGUAUCCCUGAAGACGCUGUAGACCCUGACGUGGCAGGGAUUGGUGUGUUGAUUUCGUUUGCCAUCUCAUCACUCAUCACUAUUCUACUUAUAGUGAUUGCAUAUUUCAGACAAGCGCUUCGACCUGAUCGAUAUAGCUCACUCGACAAUGUCAUCAUUGGGCUUCCUCGACGUAAACCGAUCAGCGAGAGGGUUCGAGCACAGCGCAUCGCGGCUUUGGAGUCUUUCCUCAAAGCCCUUUCCGACCAGCAUUUAUUCACUUCCUUUGCCCUCACACUGACUAUAUAUCUUCUUCGGUAUGGUGCACCGGGGUUUGAUGCCGAAAAGGUCUCUGCGUACUCGUACUGCCUGGCAGUCAACAUCGCGCUGCUUUCCUCCACUGUUCACUUGUCCGCCACAACCAUCUUACGAGAUAAUCUUGACAAGUUUAAGUGGCUUCGACUUGUACGGGUCAUCAUAAUGGUUGUGACAAUCGGUUGUUUGCUGCCCCAAUUGGUCCUAACCCAGGUCAUGGAGCCAAGUAUUACACUACGAUGUGCUGUCGGACCGGCAGAGGAAUUCCUGAACUCUACACCGGACGACUAUGAAUUUGGCUUAACGGUAACUUUGGCUACAUCUGCGAUCAUUUCCGCUCUUGUGUGCGGCUAUGGACGCAGAAUACUGGAGCUCUACUCGACGAGCUUUCGGCAGUCACCCGAAAGAUGGGCCUCCAGCGUCUUUAACACCAUUCGCCAGUGGUUCAAGGCCGACAUCCAAGAACACCUCGACCAAGAAACAGUUUCCUACAAUGAGAGGGAGCUGGUGGAUGUCCAUACAUCUUCAGGAAUGAUGCUUCAUGCGCAACUCCUGCGCAUUGUGUGCACCGAGUUCCGCCAGUCAUUUUUUACUGAACUCAUUUGGCUUCUUUUCUAUACCGUAUAUUCGAUAUUCCAGAUGGUGUUCUUUAUUAUUUGGAGCUUUGAACCUGGCCAAUCACCCAUUAGCCUUAAAUGGGGAUUUGGGCAGGUUCUGCCCCUGGUUCUCCUCGGGCUCCCUGUUAUUUCUGCCAUUGAGUUUUACGAUGAAUGGGCAAGUAAUAGUCCCGAAAACGAACGAUCCAUUGAGCUCCAGGAAAUGGGGGCUGGGUCCCAGACCAACAGCCAAGUUGAUGAUUUGAGUCCAUAUGACUUGUGCUUGAACCAUCACAGAGAAACUACACUCUUCUAUACCUGGUUCCUUGUUAGUGUUUAUUCGGCAUUGGUGAUCGCUGGAGCAUUUGAAUUCUCCUGGGCCACCUGGGGCACCUUCACUACAUCAGACGGAGAAAGUAUCACAGGGAGGCGGGAGAGGAGAGACGUCAAGACGUUCAAUGGCUUUGAUGAGAAAGGAAACUGCCGGGAAACUGGCCCGCUUGUCAGCAUCCACCGUUUGGAUCAAGCAGUUACCAGAUCAGGAUUGCAUUGCGGAGGAUCGACGCUCAAGGAUGAGUCACCAAGAGACGUCGUCUAG
Molecule: messenger RNA, 1497 nt
Organism: Fusarium vanettenii 77-13-4
Lineage: Eukaryota; Fungi; Ascomycota; Sordariomycetes; Hypocreales; Nectriaceae
Exons: 4
Coding region: 1-1497 (498 amino acids)
Source: RefSeq, a predicted model, not a curated record